Messenger RNA from Centropristis striata (black sea bass), 1756 nucleotides. It is a transcript of the gene wdr89, whose product is annotated as WD repeat domain 89. The record is from RefSeq and is a predicted model, not a curated record. Gene Ontology annotation, molecular function: protein binding. NCBI's taxonomy places the organism in Eukaryota, Metazoa, Chordata, Actinopteri, Perciformes, Serranidae. The transcript has 2 exons. The coding region runs from base 262 to 1401 and encodes 379 amino acids.
GUUCCGACUCGGCUGUAAAUAUUGUGACACCGAGUAUUUCCUCCUUCCACGCGUGUUGUCAGUGUGUAAAGACAUUAUUAUCGGUGCGUUUUAAGUUUUUUCACCAAAAAAUAACGUUAAAUAUUUCAUAAUAACGUUAAAAUGUGUCGCGCUCUUUUGUCCAACAUGGCUCCAGACGUGUCGAAGUCCUCUGCAUAAAAUAACGGCUGUGUCUUUUUAAUUUGUGGACAUUUUUACCAAGUCGUGUAGUGUAACGCUGCUAUGGAGCGUUUGGAGGAGAAGCUCAGCGGUCUGUCCAUCGCUCGGCGGUCCCGUCCCGAGGAGCCCACCUACCUGCUGGACCUGGCCCAGCAGCCCGCCGGCCUGCUGGCCGUGUCCUGCUCCAACUUCACCAUCCACCUGCACAACAAGGACACUCUGAGCCUGGUGGGCGAGUACCGCGGCCACGGCGGGCCGCUGUGUGGGGUCGUUUUCUCCCACGCCUCCCCCGACCUCCUCUACUCUGGUUCUGCUGACGGGACGGUCCGGGGCUGGGACGUGCGGCGCCCGGGGUCGGAGGCGGCGCAGCUGUUUAAAGGCGAGCCGUCACACAGUUUCUCCAGCUUCGACCUGAACUGCAGCGACACUCUGCUGUGCGCCGGCACCGAGCAGGUGAACGAGGAAGACAGCUACCUGGUGUUCUGGGACGCCAGGAAGCCCGCCGGGCGGCUCCUCGGCGUGUACUCCGAGUCACACAGCGAUGACGUCACACAGGUGCGCUUCCACCCUGGAGACAAAGACCGCCUGGCGUCCAGCUCCACAGACGGCCUUGUUAACGUGUUCGACCUGAGCCGGGGGGCGGAGGAGGAGGCGCUGCUCGCCACCUGUAACAGCGACUCGUCUGUGGGCGCCGUCUGCUGGACCGGAGCGCAGUACACGCAGCUGCUGUGCCUCAGCCACGACGAGGGGCUGCACCUGUGGGACCUGGCGUCCCAGAACACCGACGAGCCCCUCACCGUGUUCAGCACCUCUGACGCUCGCAGCCUGGCGUUGCUGCCUGACGGCGGCGGCGGCGUGGACUACCUGGUGGGCGGCCGGUGGCUGGAGGACGCCCAGAAGCUGCUGGUGGUCGGAGGGAAGAACGGCGGCGACCUCCACCUGAUGGAGUGUGACGACAGAGGGCUGCGUCUGCUCCGGAGCCUCCAGGGCGGGCACGCCGCCACGGUGCGCUGCUUCCUGUGGGACGCGGCGGCGGAGACUCUGGUCACCGGGGGAGAGGACGCUCAGCUGUUGCUGUGGAAACCAGGAGGGGAGGAGCUCACGGCGGCGAAGAGGGAGUCCAUGAAGAGCCAAUCAGCUUUGAGACUUAAAUCCAGACCGCAUAAAAAACACGGCUACCAGAAGGAGAAGAAGGAGGCGUAGCCGAGGACUGGACUCACUAAACCCAGACCUAAAGAUGAUUCUACUGUUUUUAAUCACUAAAUUUAUUUAAUUACAUUUACAGUCUGUCAUUGCUCUCAUCAGUAUUUAUUUAUUGCACCAAGCACAAAGCAGCACAACUGUCAUUUCUGUUUUCACACUGAAGCAGAGUUCAGUUUCUCACUCACUUUGUGCACCUGUCAGCAUGUUGAUAUCUCUGCGCCAUCAAAAACUGGUUGUGAUAUUCACCAACAAAAACCAGGUCUGAAGUCAGUGGUGCAGCUUUUCCUGCGACUUAAAGAAAGCACAGGGUUCAGAACAUGCGUACACUCUAGUCUAGACGGAAUUGUCCAAAAAG